Messenger RNA from Penicillium mononematosum, 1506 nucleotides. Its product is annotated as aldehyde dehydrogenase. The record is from RefSeq and is a predicted model, not a curated record. The transcript is spliced from 4 exons. Lineage: Eukaryota; Fungi; Ascomycota; Eurotiomycetes; Eurotiales; Aspergillaceae. Gene Ontology annotation, molecular function: succinate-semialdehyde dehydrogenase (NAD+) activity. The coding region runs from base 1 to 1506 and encodes 501 amino acids.
AUGACAACCCCAACCAACACCGGACUCACAGUCCCCCUCAUCAUAAAUGGUCAGGAAGAAACAACCCCCAACACCUUCCCUGUAACAAGCCCCUACACCAACUCGACCAUCUGGACCGCCUCCGCCGCAACACCCCAGGAUGCAAUCCGCGCCGUCGAAGCCGCCGACGCCGCCUUCCCCUCAUGGUCGCAGACAAAACCAACUGUGAGACGCGACAUCCUACUCAAAGCCGCCGAUAUCCUCGAGGCCCGUCUCGACACCAAUGCCGAGUACAUGCGCCAAGAGAUGGGCGCGGACGUCGGCGCCUCCGCGGGAUUCGUCGUCCCGCUUGGAGUGCGCAUGCUGCGCGAGGUUGCGAGCCGCAUUACAUCGAUCUGUGGCAGUGUACCUGUCGUCGAGACGGAAGGACAGAGCGCGAUUAUCUUUAAGGAGGCGAUGGGUGUUAUUUUGGGGAUUGUGCCGUGGUUAGUAUUUCUUGAUCUAUGCAUAAAAUGUUUAAUCGGACUAAUCGCUGGUACAGGAACGCCCCCCUACGUCUUCGGUAUCCGCUCCGCGGCCUGUGCCCUCGCAGCUGGUAACACAACAAUCCUCAAAUCGUCCGAACUAACUCCCCGCUGCUACUGGGCCAUCGGUCGCGCCUUCGAAGAUGCAGGCCUCCCCGCCGGCUGUCUGAAUAUCAUCCACUGCGCCCCGCAGGACGCGCCCGAGGUCGUCAAUGCGAUGAUCGAGCACGACGCCGUGCGCAAGAUCAAUUUCACCGGUAGCACAGCUGUUGGUCGGAAGAUCGCUCGCGCCUGCGGUCAGAACCUCAAGCCCUGUCUUAUGGAACUGGGCGGGAAGAAUAGCUCGAUUGUCUGUCACGAUGCUGAUUUGCAGACUGCCGUGCAGGGAGUGUUGGCGGGGGCGUUCUUGAAUUCCGGCCAGAUCUGUAUGGCAACUGAUCGAAUCCUCGUCCACUCCUCCAUCCUCCCGGCCUUCACGGAAGCCCUGCAAAAGGCCCUCGCGGCUGGCGCUGCAGCCUCGGAUCAGCCCCCAACGCUCGUCAAUACUGCCUCCAAGACCCGCGUCGAAGCCCUCAUUGCCAAUGCUGUCUCAGCAGGCGCACACUUCAUCUCCGGGUCUGCGGAUAACGUCCCCACCGACUCGGGGGUCCGCAUGGCGCCCGCCGUCUUAGGCGGUGUGAAGGAAGAUAUGGCGCUGUGGCAGGAGGAGGCUUUUGCGUCUGUUGCGGCGUGUAUGCCCUUCGACAGCGAGGACGAGGCGAUCCGUCUGGCGAACGGGAGUGGGUAUGGACUUUCGGCGUCUGUUUUCACGGAGGAUCUGCGGAAAGGCUUGGCGAUGGCCAAGCGCAUUCAAUCUGGGGCGGUCCAUAUUAAUAGCAUGACGAUCCAUGAUGAGCCGGCUCUUCCUCAUGGCGGUGUGAAGAAUAGUGGCUGGGGCCGGUUCAACACUGAUGAGGGAUUGAAUGAGUUCUUGGUUACGAAGAGUGUGACCUGGAUGGAUUAG